AUGGAUGCAGAGGAGGAGGAGGACGUGGAAGAUGGCGAGAUCAACAACGGCUUCCUAGGGGAGGCGGAGAUGGAGAACAGAAAAACUCUUGCGGCUGCUUACGGAGACGAGGUUUCGUGGGUUGAAGCCGUGCUCCUGGGCGCGAAGCACCUGGCCCCGGCCAGUAACGCGGCGGCAAGCGAACACGGGGACGGCGGGGGAGAAGGUGGUGACGAGGAGGAGGAGGAGGAGGAGACACUCUCCAGCGGUGAGCCCCCCCCCCCGGGGACCGCAGUCGACCGUACCCCCCCUCCGGCCGCCGCAACCGCGCGGCUAGAAGCCGCCCUGGUUCACAAGGUUACCGCUCUUCUCGCGGGAGGGGGCGACGACAAGAAUCGACGGCACGACCCGGCGGAGACAUUGGUGGAAACCCUGGCGGAGGCCGAGGCGGACGGGGUGGACGUAGCGAGGUGGCUCUGGCACGGCCGGUCGUCCAUCCGCGGCCGGACCCCCCUCAUGGAGGCGGCGAGGCAGGACCAGACGGGGUGUUGCUCAGUGCUCGCCGAGGCGGCCUGUGCGCAGGGCGCGGGGCUCAACGCCGGCAACGAGACCCAGGGGAGGAACUCGGCGCUGCACUACGCCUGCCACGAAGGGUCUGGUGGUUCGGUGUGUGAGCUUCUCGUGCGAGGCGCCGACCCCCGCCUGCGCAACCGCGACGGAGAGACGGCCCUCCAGGCAGCCCUGGCGAACGGCCAGGCGGAGUGCGCGGACCUGGUGCGGGACUUUCUUCGCCGGCCGACCUUCGAGCCGGAACCACAGAGCGGCGACCUCUUCGCCACCGCCACCACCGCAGGCGUCGCCCCGCCCGCCGACCCCGCGCUCCCACGCAGACACGGAAAGAGCGGGAGCCCCCAGGAAGCGGAAAAGGCACGCGCUGCCGGCGGUGGCGGCGGCUCUGCGAAAAUCGUGGGAGACAGAACAACAACAACCAGCAGCAGCAGCGGCGCUAAAAGAAACAACACGAUCGGCGAGGGAGUGGCGGGAGUGGCCCCGGAGGUCCGUCGCGCCAACGCCGUCUUCUGCCUGGGCCGGCGGCGUCGCCGCCUCUGCAGGGGUUUCGGGGUCAGGCCCGGCCGAGGGCUGGGCGUCGGCGUCGGCACGGCGGCGGCCGAGAUCGGCCUCGGAGCGAGGCGGGGGGCGCGGCUGCACGCGACCAACCCCUGCCCCGGGACCGCGAUGGAGGCUUUCGUGCUGUGGUCGAUCGCCGACGGACAGGACCCGUUUCGCAGCGAGGCCGGGGGCGAGGAGGGUGCCGAAGAUGAGUUUGGCCAGGGGAGGGGGAAGGGCGAAGACAGGGGCGCUGCCGACGUCUGGUUGGAGCACUAUGCGAGCCUCAGCGCAUGGCACGACCACCAGCAGCGGCAAGGCGGUCGCAGUACGCGAGCAUCCGCUAGACAAGGCGAGGAGAACAGCAGAAUACGGCCGAACGAGACUGCUGGGCCACCGCACCUCGAGGAAACAGCGGCGGCGGCGGUAGACACGGCGGUCGCCGGUAGCGGCGGCGGCGGAAGCACGUACGCGCUCGUCGUGAAGGAGAGCAAGGCGCUCGCCGAAGGCAGGCGGUUCGAGCUGCGGUGCGGGGACAACCUUGUCAUCGGGCGGAGCCAACACCUCGCCGACAUCGUGGUCAAGGACGAGAUGGUCAGCAAGUGUCACCUCCGUAUCGCGAACUCCGAGCACGCCGGCGUCCGCUUGAGCGACCCCGGCAGCAAACACGGGGCGGUGAUCACCAAGCCCGCGCCACCCUAUACCACCUACGGCAACGCCGCAACAGCGGCGGAAAAGAAAGGGGGGGGGGGGGGGGGAGAGAAAGGGGCACCGGCUCCUCGCCCGGCGGGGCUCGGGGGUCCACCCCCCCCCCUGCCAAAGAAGAAGUUCUUCCCGAUCCCGGUCCCGCGGGAGCCGGAGUGGGUCGCGGGGGCGCACGGGGACCGCAUAUCGCUGGGCAAGACGGUCCUGGUCCUGGAGCGCGAAGGGGGGCCGGAGCCGCCCGCGUCGCGGCGGAGGCGAGCCGCGGGGCCGGGGGCGGGGGCGGGGGGGGCGGACGGGAGCAGCGUGGAAGGUGGCGGCGCCGGUGCUGCUGGGGCCCGCGGCAAGCCCGCCCCGGCCGUGAUCUCCAAGGGCUUCACCGCCAACCCUAACCUGAUGAACGCGAUCCGGACGGCGGAAGAGACGGAGAGGGACAGGAAGCGUUCCGUGGCGGCUUCGCAGCUCGCGGCGGCGGCGGCGGCGCAGUACCUCAGCAACAAGCGGGCCCGCUCCACAGCGACGGCGCCACCGGCUUCUUCAACCGCGCGACUAGCGACAUCGCCGGCAGCGGCGGCGGCGGCGGCGGCGGCGGCGGCGGCGGCGGCGGUGAAUGUGCCGGGCGCAAUGGCGACGGGGGGCGAUGACGAGGAAGACAAGCAGCGGGAAGGCGGUUCCUUCGAGCACGUGUCCAAGGGAAGCAUGCUCCUGAGAAGGAUGGGGUGGAAGCAGGGGCAGGGCUUGGGCCGUCGGUCCGAUGGACCUCUUCGACCGGUGCAGGCAAGGAUAAAGUUGGAGCCUGCUGGGUUGUAUGUAGGCUCACACUGGUUGGGUGGAUCGAAAGGCGUCGAGCUGCUCGCUGUUGAGUGA
Ectocarpus siliculosus is the source of this 2655-nucleotide messenger RNA. NCBI's taxonomy places the organism in Eukaryota, Phaeophyceae, Ectocarpales, Ectocarpaceae. The record is from the annotation of a GenBank genome assembly.